Perognathus longimembris pacificus (Pacific pocket mouse) is the source of this 942-nucleotide messenger RNA. Its product is annotated as olfactory receptor 4K3-like. Gene Ontology annotation, biological process: G protein-coupled receptor signaling pathway. Gene Ontology annotation, molecular function: olfactory receptor activity; G protein-coupled receptor activity. Lineage: Eukaryota; Metazoa; Chordata; Mammalia; Rodentia; Heteromyidae. The record is from RefSeq and is a predicted model, not a curated record. Gene Ontology annotation, cellular component: membrane. The coding region runs from base 4 to 942 and encodes 312 amino acids. The transcript has a single exon.
AAAAUGGAUGUGGGAAAUCACUCUGUUGUGUCUGAAUUUGUGCUCCUGGGACUUGGAUACUCACACAAUAUUCAGGUUUUGCUCUUCAUAAUAUUUUUGACUCUUUACCUGAUCAUUGUACCUGGUAAUGUUGUCAUUAUUACCUUAAUUAUCACUGAUCCGCAUCUCCACACUCCCAUGUACUUCCUAUUAGCCAACCUGUCCUUCGUUGAUAUGUGGCUUUCUACAAAUACCACUCCCAAAAUGAUUGCAGACUUUUUCAGGGAGAAGAAGACAAUUUCCUUCAGAGGCUGCAUGUCACAAAUCUUCUUUUCCCAAUUCAUUGCAGCACUUGAGAUGGUACUUCUGGUGGUAAUGGCCUAUGACCGUUAUGUGGCCAUCUGCAAACCUCUUCAUUAUUUCACUGUGAUGAGCCUCCAAAGAUGUAUUGGGCUAGUGGUGACUGCCUGGGUAAUUGGUAUUGUGCAUGCUAUAAGUCAACUUGUUUUGAUUGUGCCGCUGCCUUUCUGUGGGCCCAGGGAAAUAGACAGCUUUUUUUGUGACAGACCACUGGUAGUAAAGCUAGCUUGCAUGGAUCUCCAUAACUUAGAAAUUUUCAUGAAUGUCAAUUGUGGAAUGGUAGCUGUCAUUCCUUUUUUUCUGUUGCUAAUCUCCUACACACACAUUCUUCUAACUGUCUCCAAAAGCUCUAAAAUGAGUGCAUCCAAGGCCCUGUCUACAUGCACUGCACACAUUACAGUGGUGGUUCUCUUCUUUGGACCCUGCAUCUUCCUCUAUGUGUGGCCACUCAGCUUCACCUGGAUGGACAAAUUUCUUGCCGUGUUUUACUCUGUUUUUACACCUCUUCUAAAUCCAGGGAUUUAUACAUUGAGAAAUAAAGAGAUAAAAAGUGCCUUGGAAAGACUCGGGAGCUACUAUAUGAAUUCCAAGUGGAAAACUUAA